Messenger RNA from Thrips palmi, 1024 nucleotides. Its product is annotated as cuticle protein 1. The coding region runs from base 44 to 475 and encodes 143 amino acids. Gene Ontology annotation, molecular function: structural constituent of cuticle. The transcript is spliced from 2 exons. The record is from RefSeq and is a predicted model, not a curated record. NCBI's taxonomy places the organism in Eukaryota, Metazoa, Arthropoda, Insecta, Thysanoptera, Thripidae.
CCGCCCUCUGAGCAAGCCGGACAACGGUCCCACCAACAACAGCAUGAUCUCCAAGCUGGUAAUCCUGGCCGCGGCGGUGGCGGUCGUGGCGUCCCAGGCCGCGCAGUACCCGGCCGGCGUGUCGCCGCACUUGUGCCCCAACUACCCGCACUGCGACAACGCGCUGCUGGCGCUGCACAGCCAGGGCGCCGCCAACGCCCCCGUGCACCAGCCCAUCUACGCGCCGCCGGCCUACCAGCCCAGCUACCCCAGCGUGCCCAGCUACGUGCCCAACCACCUGCCCGCCGCCGCCCCCGCCGCCGCGCAGUACCCGGCCGGCGUGUCGCCGCAGCAGUGCCCCAACUACCCCUACUGCUCCGGCCACAUCGGCGGCCCCGGCCCCGUGGCCGCGCCCCCGCUGCCCGGCUUCGCGUCCCGGCAGUACCCCGACGGCGUCAACCCCCACACCUGCCCCAACUACCCCUACUGCUAUUAGGACGGCGUCGGUGAAGAAUGGCUCAGUUGGAGGGCCUGAUGGGCGAGCAUGGGGGCCCGGCGGGCUUUCCUGGGGGCCUGCUGGGCUUUCGCCAAGUCCGAGGGGCUUUCGUGAGGGCCGAGCAGGCUGACAUGAGGGCCGGGCGGGCCUGCAGGAGGGCCUAGGUGCGCUGCGUGCGGGUGGCCCUUCCUAACGUCCUAGAACCAAGGUUGCAUCCAGGACGCUAGCCCUUCCCCGCCGCACGCCCGGCGACCCCUAGUCCGAGCAGAUUGUGAUAAAGACUUGUUGUUGCUGUUGUUGUUGUUCGGUGACAGCGACGCGCAGCUCGCGAGGCGAGGGCGUGCUCGACUGGCAGAGGCAGAGAGUGCUGAUUGCUUCCCUUAACCUUGUCUGGUCUCGGCGUGGCCGCGCCCAGCCACGCCCAGCCACGCCCAUCGGCGUCGCGCGCUUCAAAGCUCAAAGACUCUCUACAAAACGAGGCACUGUGAUAAGCAAUUUGUUUUGUACUAUAGCCGAUGAAUGCAAAUAAAGUUUGCACUGAAAUGGAAA